Coniosporium apollinis CBS 100218 is the source of this 738-nucleotide messenger RNA. RefSeq lists its product as uncharacterized. The record is from RefSeq and is a predicted model, not a curated record. NCBI's taxonomy places the organism in Eukaryota, Fungi, Ascomycota, Dothideomycetes. The transcript has 2 exons. The coding region runs from base 1 to 738 and encodes 245 amino acids.
AUGCACUCCCACCUGCACCUCAGCCGCGCCAGCCCCUCGGACCUGGACGAGAUAAUCACCGCGCAAUACACAUCUUUCGCAGGGCUAGACGCACACGAUGCGCUCUUCGGGCCUGACACGCCCUCCGCGCGCGCCAUAGCCAGAAAAAAGUUCCUGAAGGAUAUGCGGCACGAUGCCGCGGAUGUCUGGAUGAAGAUUGUGGAUAAGCGGACGGGGAGGAUCGUGAGCGCGGCGAAUUGGAAAGUUUACCCGAAUUGGGGAGGGAGUGGGGUAAAGGAUGAGGAUGGGGUUGGGAAGGGAGGUGGGAAGGACCCGGCGCAGAUAACGAACGGUGAUUCUGCACUGGUGGUGGCGGCGCCGGCGCCUGCUAUGGAGAUGUAUGAGGUGGGCAGCGUGGAGCGCGAAGCCGCGGAGGACGCGAUGAGGGAUUUUGUGGAGAGGAGGAAGAGGUAUAUGGAUGGGGAGGGGCAUGUUCUUCUCAACAUCCUCUUCACCGUCCCUGCCUACCAGCGUCACGGCUGCGGCGCCAUGAUGGUAAAAUGGGGCACUGAGCUUGCCGAUCAACUCUCGGUCCCAGCCUGGGUUGAGGGCUCGCCUGCUGGAUGGCGUCUCUAUGAUACGCACGGGUUCGAGGAACUUGAGAAGAUUGCUAAGAAGACGAAGAAGUGGACGGUGGUUUAUUACAUGAUGCGUAGGAAGGCGCGACCUCUGAGCUUAGACGAUAGAGAUGCAGCAUAA